This is a messenger RNA of Bipolaris oryzae ATCC 44560, 2310 nucleotides long. RefSeq lists its product as uncharacterized. The transcript has 3 exons. NCBI's taxonomy places the organism in Eukaryota, Fungi, Ascomycota, Dothideomycetes, Pleosporales, Pleosporaceae. The annotation marks the transcript as partial. Gene Ontology annotation, biological process: nucleoside metabolic process. Gene Ontology annotation, molecular function: catalytic activity. The record is from RefSeq and is a predicted model, not a curated record.
AUGGCCUCUCCGCAAUGUCUAGAGGACUACACUGUAGGGUGGAUCUGCGCCCUCCCAGCCGAGCUGGCAGCCGCGCAAGAACUGCUCGAUGAGGAGCACGAGACGCCUACAUACGAUGCCCGCGACACAAACAUCUACACCUGCGGAAAGUUUGGCCACCAUAACGUCGUGAUCGCUUGCCUGCCCAAAGGCCAGAUAGGCACCAACCCUGCUGCAGCAGUCGCCAUGCAGAUGAAGUCGACUUUCACCUCAACCCGCUUCUGUCUAAUGGUCGGUAUCGGAGGCGGUGUUCCCACCGAGGACACUGAUGUGAGACUUGGUGAUGUCGUAGUCAGCACCCCAUACAUGACGCAUGGUGGAGUUGUGCAGUAUGACUCCGGUAAGGCUACCCCGACUGGGUUUCAGCGAGUAGGCUCGCUCAACUCGCCGCCUACGAUACUCCUUAACGCCGUAACGAAAGUGGAGACAAAUCAUAUGAGAGAGAGAGGCUUGUGGCGGAGAUAUAUUUCUAAGCUUGCCAACCUGCCUAGAUUUAGGCGCGAAGCUGCUGGCUCAGACGAUCUCUUCGAAGCGGAGUACAACCAUGAGGGAGGUACUACAUGUAAAGAUUGUAAUAAAGAUCGUUUAUUAGCUCGAGAACCAAGCCAGCGGGAAGUGGUAGUUCAUCACGGAACAAUCGCAUCUGGUAACCAGGUUAUAAAGACAGCUGCCGAGAGAGACAGACUUAGCUCAGAGCUUGGUGGGGUGCUUUGUUUUGAGAUGGAGGCUGCAGGCCUCAUGAAUAGCUUCCCUUGUCUAGUGAUUCGAGGUGUCUGCGAUUACGCUGACUCACAUAAGAAUAAGCAAUGGCAGAUGUAUGCAGCAGGGACGGCAGCAGCGUACGCAAAGGAAGUGCUAUCCAUGAUUCCGUUGGACCAGGUGCAGACACAGAGGAAGAUUGUCGACGUUCUCUCUGACUUCCAAGAGACUGUUGCAAAGCACCAGCUUAUUGCAGAAGAGCAUCUGAACAUUGCGCGGAAGCGAUUAAAGAUGCAACACACAGUACGCGAACAGGAGCUCUCGGAUCGUCAAAAAGAGUAUCUCCAGUUAUUUCGUCUUACCACGGGCACUCAGGAUAUCACAUACGAGUGGUACAAGAAUCGCGUAGAAGACCGAGUAGAAGGCACGUGCAAUUGGUUUCUUGGAAACCCCCACUUUCAGAAAUGGCUCAAACACGUCGCGGGGCCGCUGCUAGUCUCCGCAGACCCUGGGUGUGGUAAGUCGGUCCUAGCAAAGUAUUUAGUAGACCAUGUCUUACGGGAUUCGGCGACUGUCUGCUACUUCUUCUUCAAAGACCAGGACCACAAUACUGUCCGCCAAGCGCUCUGCGCUCUGCUACACCAACUCUUCUACCAGAAGCCAGCUUUACUUAAGCAUGCUAUAAAACAGUACAAUUCAGAUGGAAAGGGUCUCGUAAACUCAACAAAGUCACUCUGGACAGUUCUAAAAAACGCGGUGCAAGACAGUGAAACAGGACCGAUCAUCAUAAUUCUGGAUGCCUUGGAUGAGUGUGCCGAGUCAGAGUUCGAGGAUCUAAUGCGCAACAUCGAGGGCCAGUCUCGCACGAGUCAUGGAACAUUAAGAUAUCUCAUGACGAGCCGGCCAUACGAGCAGAUUGUAGGGAAAUUCAAAGGCCUGAUUGAGUCUUUUCCGUACAUCCACAUACCCGGAGAAGAGGAAUCUGAAACCAUCAGUCAUGAAGUCAACCGUGUUAUCGAGUACCGGGUUGGACGGUUAGCAAGUGACCAACGACUUUCAGACGAUAUUAAAGCUGAUCUACUGGAUGUAUUGCUUCAGAUCGAACACCGCACCUACCUCUGGGUAUAUCUGGUGUUUGACUAUUUGGAGUAUGAGGGGUUCAAGAAGACUAAGAAUGGUGUUCAGUCAGCUAUCAAAUCGUUACCAAAAACUGUCAGCCAGGUUUACGAGAAGAUUUUAAGCAAAUCUAAAGACCAGCCAAUGGUCCGCAAGUCAUUGCAAGAGCUCGGCCUUGAACGAGAAGGAGAUUUCAAGUCUCGUCUGAGAUCGUGGUGUGGGCUGUUCGUCUCAGUAUAUCAAGGGAAGGUUUAUUUUCUCCAUCAGACCGCCCGCGAAUUUCUUAUGGCGGAGGCAUCACCAUCUGCGACCGUGCCUCAAAAUUUGCGAUGGGAACAUUCAAUUGCAAUGCAUCACGCGCACAAGACUCUCGCAGAGCAGUGUCUACAUUACAUCAGCAUCUUUGACCAAGAUACAAGAUCCGAGACAAGCACUCUAGGCCAAGAUGGUCAAUAU